Penicillium cinerascens is the source of this 354-nucleotide messenger RNA. RefSeq lists its product as uncharacterized. Bases 1 to 354 code for a protein of 117 amino acids. The record is from RefSeq and is a predicted model, not a curated record. NCBI's taxonomy places the organism in Eukaryota, Fungi, Ascomycota, Eurotiomycetes, Eurotiales, Aspergillaceae. The transcript has a single exon.
AUGGAGUUGCAUCCAUCCCUGAACUGGGUUUUUUCCAUCACCAAUUUACUGCGCACACUGUCAUUCAUGGGCAUGAACAUCUGCCUAGUCCUCUACGAUCGCUGGCAUUCCAUAUGUCUCGAUGCCCGUAUGCAGGAUAUGCGUGACGCACAAAUCCCCGGUACUGGCUACUCUCAGCGCAUCUGGUUUCAUCCCCAGUAUAUCCUGGAACGACUGUGCUUUCCGGUUGCGGGUACUCUAUUCGGCGCUAUCCCGACCCUGCAUGCGGUUUUCUCGCACUUUUGGACUGACCGGCUGUUGUAUCGGGUAAGCAAGAAGCCCAUAUUCAAUGAUGAGGCAUUUAUUACUGUCUAA